This is a messenger RNA of Vitrella brassicaformis, 3163 nucleotides long. NCBI's taxonomy places the organism in Eukaryota, Vitrellaceae. The record is from the annotation of a GenBank genome assembly.
CUUGGCUUGGCUUGCUCGCCGCUGGGCCAGGAGAUGUGAGAAAGACAAAUGAGCCAUGCACAACACACGCAUAGCACAUUGGUGGUCUGUCUGUCUGCCUGCCUAAGUGGGUGGUGGUGUCGUCCAUCCCUCAGGGAUGGGCCCAUGGUCAAACACCACCUCCCUGUGGCAGGUCCACGUCUGCAGGAUGGCCUCGGGCGUGCCGAUACCUGCUGCCAUGGGGUCGCCAGCCGGACCAAACCUGCACACACGAACCGAGCGAGGCACACAGACAGAGAGACAGCGACACGAAGUGAGCACAAAACAAAACGAAGGAAGCAAGACAGACAGACAUGGGAGCCGACCAGUGGUUUUGUGGCGCGCCGGUGGUUCUGGCCCUCAGCCCUGCGUAUGUGGUGCCGUUGACGGUGCUGCCCAGGAUCUUCUGAAGGAACAACAUGUCACUCGACACCACGGCUGCCGUCAAGUGGUGAGACAUCCUGCACACACACACACACACACACAAACACACAAACACACACACACAGACACACACAUAUACCCAACACACCAGUCGCCUCCUCCUCAGAGAUGCAUUCGUUGGCACAGUCGCUCUGUACUGUACCAUUCGCACAUCUCGAUAAGCUUGCCUUCCUCUCCGUCUUGCCACUCAGUGACCACCUGCACCGGCCCGAACAGCUCCCUCGUGCAGGUGGGGAAGAAGUUGGGCUGCAGCAGCGUGUCCAAAGGCACCAGCACUGCAGAAGGCUCCACGGCACCAUACUGCUCCGGGAUCUUGUGGUCCUCCAAAGGACGGCCGCCAAACAGCAGGCGGGCACCGGGGAGACUCGACAAGGCCUGCACCGCACCCGUGGAGGAUUUGCGGUUGUGGUGGCUGCGGUGCGUGUGUGGGUGGGUGGUGACGUGAGUCACCAACCUCGAUGUGGUCCAUGAUGUCUUUGGUGGUGUGGGAGAGCACUGGCGACAACGUCAGCUCAGCCAGGCUGCACACACGAAGCGAAAGGACACACACGUAUCGUAUGGAUGAUGGAUGGAGUGCCUUGCGUUGCCUUGCAUUGUGUGGUCAGACAUUUGUGUCUGGCCCGGCUGGUUGACCUUCUUCUCUUGGCGAGUGCGGCGACCUUGUCGUAGAGGCCAGCACUCACCCAGUUCUUGUGCGCGGCCACCAGCGACUGCGCAGAACACUUCUGGCCUGAAUUGAAUGAAACACGCAAUCAGUGAAAAAGAAAGAAACCGUCUGUCGAGUCGAUCGCGUUGCUUGUGUCGUGGCCGUGUUGUGUUGUGUGGUGCGGUGGGGAUGGCGGUAGGUACCGCACGUACCCGACAUGGCGUAUGCGUCCUGGUCGCACUGCCAGGCCACGUACUCGGGGUCACUCACAUCGGGACCCAAUAUCUUCCUGACAGACAGACAGACAGACACAGCAGCCAGGCAGCCCACCACACACACACACACCGAUACACAUGCAGACACCAUAGAUAGGGACGGACGGUGGCAUGGCCUUGUGUCGCGAUGGAUGCCAUAUGUACCAGUCGAAGCCAGAGUCCUCUGUCUUCAUGCGACCCUUGGUGAGCUUGCUGAGCUUCUCAGAGGUCUCGGACGAGCCUGUGAACUGCACCAUGCGCACGGCAGCACGGCUGACCAGAUCACUCAUCACCGGACCCCUGAGACACACACACACACACACACACACAGACAUGCAGAGAGAGAGAGAGAGAGAACGAUAUGCCUCUCUGCGCACACACAUGCAGGAUUCUCUUAUCAUGCCUGUCUGUGUGUAUGAGGGUAUGGUUAUCUGUACCUGCAGCUGAUGAAGUCGAUUUCGUCCUUGGGGAGUCCGCAGAAGUGCAUGAACCGGAUGAACUGCUCGACGGGCAUCCCCAUGGUGCUCUCCGUCUUGACCACCGGCUUGUUGCCCACCAUCGCCGCGCCCAACAUCUACACACACACACGCACACAAUGGUCCGUUGUCGCUGAUGUGGACCAAAGUACUUAUCCCUCCCACCCACAAACACACCUGCAUGCCGCAGAUCUCUAGAGGGAAGUUGAAGGGGGAGAUGACGGCCACGGGGCCGUACGGCCACCUGUACCCUUGCGACUGCUGCCCGAGAUGGUCCCCCGCCACGGUGAAGCCACGACACAGGAAACGUACCUGCACACAUACAAUACAUGUACACACACCAAUGUCAGUCAGUCAACGGGCAACAAACCACGAUAGACCCCGGCUGGCUACCAUUGAUGUGAUACGGCCUGCUCCUCUCCCUCCCUCCCUCCCUAUCAAUCAUUCACUAGUUCCUUAGUUACCGAGUCGCCGCUGAAGUUCUCCAGGAAGGUGCGGAUGAUGGUCAUCUCGCCCUUGCACUGCACACACACACACACACACAGACACACACACAGGGAUGGGAUGCCCCUUCCCUGCCUUGACUCGUCCCCCGUCCCGUGUGUGUUUCAAGGUUGCCUGUGCGUAUGACUUGGGCAUGACCCUCUGGAUGCACUUGACGAAGAAGUCGAGCACCUCGGGGUCGUGCAGGUGCUCGGCAGCCUUCUGGAACACACGGCCGUACAUCAGAUACCUGAAUGAAUGGGCAAUGUGCAAAGUGCAUAGACGCGAAGCCACCUGACGUGUGUGUGUGUGCUCUGUGUGUGUGCUCUGUGUGUGUGUGUGUGUGUGUGUGUGUGCGCGCGCGCACCUCUCCGGGCUUUUGAGUGGGUUGUGUCGGCCGCUCUUGGGCACCUUCUUCAGACUCGAUACAAACGGACCCAACUCAUCGCUCUGAGUCACACACGAAUCACACACCCAUCCAAAGACAGCCCAUCCAUUCACUCACACAGCCGUGGCACAUCCAUCCAUCCAUUUGUCCAUUGCUCUCAUGCCUAGUACCUACCGUCGUUUUCGGUGCCUUGAUGAAUGGUUCGCCAUUGAGUGGGUCCACCACGCUAUAGGUCUCCUUGGACUUGCGCCAUUCGCCCUCGACAAGGUUCUCGAUGUGGUGGACUUCGCUGGCACUCAGCGACACGGGAUCUACGGUGGCGAACUGGCUGACUGUGCUGAACAGACGGCAGGGGACGGAGCGCCAAGCCGAUGGAUGGACCGAGGCAUGCCGCAAAAGGCUGGGACGCAGUGCUGACGUCAGCAUAGCGGCUGCCUCCUCGUCACUCUUCCGC